This is a messenger RNA of Diospyros lotus (date-plum), 1370 nucleotides long. RefSeq lists its product as uncharacterized. Bases 229 to 942 code for a protein of 237 amino acids. The record is from RefSeq and is a predicted model, not a curated record. The transcript is spliced from 3 exons. Gene Ontology annotation, molecular function: A2-type glycerophospholipase activity. Gene Ontology annotation, biological process: phospholipid metabolic process; arachidonate secretion. NCBI's taxonomy places the organism in Eukaryota, Viridiplantae, Streptophyta, Magnoliopsida, Ericales, Ebenaceae.
AACGAUAUAAUUGUCCUUGUCGACUCAAGAGCGCAGCGAGGAGUCCAUAAGUGGUCCGUUUACAACGUCCACCACAAGCCUCUCUCUCUCUCUCCCCUUUUAUCUCUUUGCUUCAGGGCUCUCCGACUCGUGGUCGAUGAAGCUUCGCAGUCUCAGUGGUUGGCCUAGUGAAUCAAAGAUGUUUUGUGGCUGAAGUGUAUAUAUUAGUGGGAUCUUCAAUUAUCAGCAAUGAAUUUUGGAUUUCUGAGUAUCCCCUUGUUUGGGACCAAUUCAAAUAAAGACAUGGAGACAAACUUUAUGUCGAUGACUGCACCUCUGGGAAAACCCAGACAACAGGUUCAUUUUGAUAUCAAAUUAUGGGCUUGGUCUCUGCUAUCAUUUGUUCAUUGGGUUAUUAAUGCUAGAGAUAAAGUUCAAGUGCCAUCUGUUGUUAACAAGAACUUGAAAAAGCAUGCACGAUAUUGCAUUGCUGACUCUAAUGUUGGUUAUUCAAAUAUACGCUUCAGACCAUAUGUAUCCAAGGUUCCAUGGCAUACAGGUCCAAGAGCAUUUCUUUGCCAGUUAUUCCCUCGUUAUGGGCAUUAUUGUGGACCCAAUUGGUCGAGUGGGAAAGAUAGAGGAUCUCUUCUUUGGGACAAACGUCCAAUUGAUUGGUUGGACUUUUGCUGCUAUUGUCAUGACAUUGGAUAUGACAGUCAUGACCAGGCUGAACUUCUUAAGGCGGACCUAGCAUUUCUUGAGUGCUUGGAGAGGCCUCACAUGAGUACAAAAGGGGAUGCUCGUGUUGCUCAUCUUUAUAGGACAAUGUGUAUUUCAGGUCUCAAGAGUGUACUUAUACCUUACAGAAAGCAUCUAUUGUAUCUACAGUCGGGGCAGUUAUCAAUUGGGUUUGGAUGGCUAAGCAACAUGAAAUGGAAAGGAUGGACUGUGCCAAAAACUUGAAAUGUUGGUCAUUGGUUAUUUAAGGGUACUCACUGUGCCAAGUCAACUGAAGCAAGGGCCAUUAGGAUUUAAUGUGUUUUUUGGCUUCCUCCAAACCGUAUGCCAUGUAAAUUUUUUUUUUUAACUCUUAGCAUCAAGUGUCUUUUUGUUGCCAUAUCAUCGUUAUUUGACAUAUAGGUAGUCAUUUAAGAUUGUUUUUGCACUACCUAAUUGUAUUUAUAGCCAUAUCUUGUCCGGGGUUCUGCUUUGAAGUUUAAGAAUGGUCUAUUACCCAGCCUAUUAGUAUUGGCCUAGUAUUAUUGUGCCUUACGAUAUAUUCUCGUGGACUGAUCAUGCCUAAAGGACUAACCCUUGUAGUGGUGAUUGUUAAUUCCAUUGUCAGCAUGUGUAGCUGAUCUAAGAUAAGCUUCUCUUAGAUCAUUCUUCCA